AUGAUCAGAUUGAAAGGAGUUUUUAAUCAGGAACAGCGACGGCAUCUUCUGAAGGACCAUGACCGCAUUGGUGCGCUUUCUUUCUCUGUGCUUGCCCGCGAAAAGCAACCGCUUGUGAUUGAUACACGACCGCCGCAUGAAUACACCAUCGGGCAUCUGCCCAAUGCCAUCAACAUACCCAUGCAGCGAUUGUGUCGCGCAGAGCUAGCUGAUAUAGUUCGUCAACUCGGUACCGAUUUUGAUAAAAUGAAAGAGAGGGGAGACAUACCCAUGCAACGAUUGUGUCGCUCAGGGCUGGCUGAUAUAGUUCGUCAACUCGACACCGACUGUGACAAAAUGAAAGAGAGGGGAGUUUAUGUGAUUUGUCGUCGAGGGAACGAUUCACAGGAUGCAGUGCUUCAUUUGCGCGAGAAAUUUAAAGGAUUGCCUGUUUGCAUCAAGGACAUCAUUGGCGGUUACCAGAAGUGGUCGCAGAUUGUUGAUAAAGAUUUUCCAAUUUAUUAA
This is a messenger RNA of Gongylonema pulchrum, 504 nucleotides long. The record is from the annotation of a GenBank genome assembly. NCBI's taxonomy places the organism in Eukaryota, Metazoa, Nematoda, Chromadorea, Rhabditida, Gongylonematidae.